Molecule: messenger RNA, 2699 nt
Organism: Anguilla rostrata (American eel)
Lineage: Eukaryota; Metazoa; Chordata; Actinopteri; Anguilliformes; Anguillidae
Gene: btbd10b
Product: BTB (POZ) domain containing 10b
Exons: 8
Coding region: 477-1964 (495 amino acids)
Biological process (GO): positive regulation of phosphorylation
Cellular component (GO): cytoplasm
Molecular function (GO): protein binding
Source: RefSeq, a predicted model, not a curated record
ACUAUGCUAGAACAAAUACCCGCACCCACAUCCCGAUUUUUCGGGCAAUGUUUGACGCUCUUGUUUUAGCCACUCUGUCUAGUGUUAAUUGUUCACCAAACACGGUUUGGUGUUGGUUGCGAGGCGGUUGUUUUCCUUACUGCCGACAAAGGGCACAUCUGAUUGGUUUAGAAGCUCCUCGGAACGUGUCUGAGCCAGUCACAGAUCAUCGGACGUGUUGCGCGAGGAGAAAAGCAACGACUUCCUUGCGUCAGCAGUGCAGCACUGCGUGUCUGUCUCUAGGCCGUGGAUAAAGACGCGUUCGCGGCAUUCACAGCUAGGGGUUUCCCUGUCUGAACUUGAAUGGCCCUUCCGCCGCCUCCCUCUUAUGCUGCUUUUCCAUUAGAGGUGAUACAUUUCUGGCAAUGGAACCUGAGGUUGUGAACGCAGCCUAUGUGAUUAGCGGAGUCCGCGAAAUAUGCUGAAUUUAGAAAGUAAUGCACCAUGAUGCUAAGCGGACGGGCACAGCUUCAUUGUUCGGAGGAGCACGAGUGUUCCUCGCUUUCUUUCUCCGGCUCAUCCCGUGCUGCUUUGUCUUUAACUUACCGCAAGAGGCAGGCGGUGCCCAGUCCCGCGCCUCUCGUCUGGAGGCAAACCCGGUCACCAUGAGCCUGCACGGCGCGAGCGCGGGGACCGACCGGUCCCGGGACCGCCGGCGCUCCAGCGACCGCUCCCGAGACUCCUCCCACGAGCGGGGCGAGGGCCAGCUGACCCCCUGCAUCCGCAACGUCACCUCCCCCACCCGCCAGCAGCACAGCGACCGUGAGCGGGACCCCAGCUCGUCGUCCCGGCCCAGCAGCCCCCGGCCCCAGCGGGCGUGGCCCAUGGGCUUCGGCGGCUCUGGCAGCAGCAGCGGGGUGUCCAGCAGCCGCACCAGCAGCCUGUCCAGCGGCGAGGGCCCCUGCAAGGGCGUGGCCGUGGGGGAGAUGGUGUUCGUCUACGAGGGGGCCAAGGAGGGCGCCCGCAGCCUCAGGACCUCCGAGAGGGUGACGCUCAUCGUGGACAACACGCGCUUCAUAGUGGACCCGUCCAUCUUCACCGCACAGCCCAACACCAUGCUGGGCAGAAUGUUUGGGUCUGGAAGGGAGCACAAUUUCACACGGCCCAAUGAGAAAGGAGAAUUUGAGGUUGCCGAGGGAAUCAGCUCUACAGUAUUCAGAGCCAUCCUGGAUUACUACAAAUCUGGGAUGAUCCGCUGCCCUGAUGGCAUCUCCAUCCCGGAGCUGAGAGAGGCGUGCGACUAUCUCUGCAUCUCCUUCGACUACAGCACCAUCAAGUGCAGGGACCUCAGCGCGCUCAUGCACGAGCUGUCCAACGACGGGGCGCGGCAGCAGUUUGAGUUCUACCUGGAGGAGAUGAUCCUGCCGCUGAUGGUGGCCAGCGCGCAGAGCGGGGAGAGGGAGUGCCACAUCGUGGUGCUGACGGACGACGACGUGGUGGACUGGGACGAGGAGUACCCGCCGCAGAUGGGCGAGGAGUACUCGCAGAUUAUCUACAGCACAAAAUUAUACCGUUUCUUCAAGUACAUAGAAAAUCGAGAUGUUGCCAAAUCGGUUUUAAAGGACAGGGGUUUGAAGAAAAUCAGAUUAGGUAUUGAAGGCUACCCCACGUACAAAGAGAAGGUGAAGAAGCGUCCGGGCGGCCGGCCGGAGGUGAUCUAUAACUACGUGCAGCGGCCCUUCAUCCGCAUGUCCUGGGAGAAGGAGGAGGGCAAGAGCCGGCACGUGGACUUCCAGUGCGUCAAGAGCAAGUCCAUCACCAACCUGGCGGCCGCCGCCGCCGACAUUCCUCAGGACCAGCUGGUGGUGCUGCACCCGGGCCCCCAGGUGGACGAGCUGGACAUCCUGCCCAACCACCCCCCGCCCGGCCACAGCUACAGCGGCAACCAGGAGCCCGACCCCGACGCCCCCUCCCCGGCCAUCUGAGACGAGGCCCCGCCCCCACGCGCCGCCCCCUCCCCCCCACACAGCAUGCUGCAUCCAGGAGCGAGAGUGGCACCGCGACCGCAUUGCCUUGGCCCCUCCUCCUUGCCUUAGAGCCACACAGACCCAGUCUACCGAUGGCCUCAAACGACCCGUUCCUCCCACCGGCCUGGGGAACCCGGCCUGCUGUAACCACCUGAAAGACCUGGCCUACUGUAAAAGCCUCAAGGACCUGGUCUACUGUCACCACCUGAAGAGCCUGGUCUUCUGUGCCCACCUGUGAAUGGUCUGGUCUACUGUGAGCCUCUGAAGGACCUGGUCUACUGAUGGCCUGAAGGGGGAUGCAGGACACUGGCAAGGGUGGACACGCCCCCCCCCCUUUUCCUUUUACAUUGUAUUUUUUUUUUUUUUUUUUUUACUUAACCAAAGGAAAUUAAUUUUUUAUCAGGUAUUUGAAAAGGAAUUUUAGGGAAGUCACUUCUUUUUGAAAUCGUGCUUAUUAUUAUUGUUGUUAUUAUUAUUGCUACUAUCAUUGUAUUGUUUCUCAUUGGAUGAGUUUGGGUUGUCGCACUGUGUUGUUUUUUCGCUCUCACUCUGAAACGACCCCGCCCGGCCUGCGGCGAUGGCGCGUUCUCCGGCCGAGCCGCGUUCACACCGGACCGCUGUAGUUCCUCUCGCCUCGACCCGCUCCGCUCGGAGCUCGAGAACCGUUAUUUUAAUAAAGAUUUUCAAAUCACA